Messenger RNA from Trichosurus vulpecula (common brushtail), 3443 nucleotides. RefSeq names its product ajuba LIM protein (gene AJUBA). NCBI's taxonomy places the organism in Eukaryota, Metazoa, Chordata, Mammalia, Diprotodontia, Phalangeridae. Gene Ontology annotation, cellular component: P-body; nucleus; transcription regulator complex. The transcript is spliced from 8 exons. Gene Ontology annotation, biological process: regulation of DNA-templated transcription; cytoskeleton organization; positive regulation of miRNA-mediated gene silencing. Gene Ontology annotation, molecular function: transcription corepressor activity. The record is from RefSeq and is a predicted model, not a curated record. Bases 273 to 1919 code for a protein of 548 amino acids.
AGACUGAUGAACAGAUAGAGUGGUGGAUAGAACAGCUGAAGGCUUAGGUCCCCCCAACCCUUAUACUCCCUGAUGGGUGGGGGAGCUGUACCCCUCUCCCUAGGGGAUGCUGUGGGUUCCUGGGCGCCGGGCACCCGGGCCGCCAGCUGAGCCCCAGUGCCCGUCCAGUGCCCCCAGGGGUCUAGAUUCCUGCGGCCAGGGAGAGGGGGAGCAGUCCGAACACAGCGGGGAGCCGGGGCAGGGAGGGAGCUCCAGGCCCCGGACCCGAGGGCAUGGAGCGACUGGGAGAGAAAGCCAGCCGCCUGCUGGAAAAGCUGAAGCUCUCCGAUUCCGGCAGCGCCAAGUUUGGCCGCAGAAAGGGGGAGUCGAGCCGGUCAGGGCCUGAUGGGACCCCUGCUCCCGGAAAGGGGAGAUUGAACGGGUCCGGGGGCCCCAGGAAUCCUGGGACCCGGGGAACUCUCGGAGAAUCUGAGGAUGAACCACUGGAAGCAGCCCGGGAGCAGGGCCCCUUGGAAGCUGAGCGAAUCCGACGCUACUCCUUUGAGGCGCCGCGCUACGAAGUUACUUUCCCCGGCGGGGCACCCCAGCCCCGGGCCUUGCCUCUACCCCAAUCGCUGCUCCCCGACUUGCGUCUGGAGACUUUGGCCCCCACCUUAAGCCCGCGUUCUAGCUUCGCCAGCAGCUCCGCGAGCGAUGCCAGCAAGCCGUCUAGCCCCCGGGGCAGUCUGCUCCUGGACGGGGCGGGGAGCUGCGGAGCUGGUGGCAGCCGGCCUUGCAGCAACCGAACCAGUGGCAUCAGCAUGGGCUACGACCAACGCCACGGGAGCCCCCUGCCCACUGGGCCAUGCCCCUUUGGCCCUCCCUUUACUGGGGCUCCUACAGGCUUUCCUCCAGGAGGUGUCCCCUCUGCCUACCCCGACCUCCAUGCUGCCCUAGACCGUCUUUGCGCUCACCGGCCCACGGGUUUCGGCUUUCAAGAGAGCCGUCAUUCGUACCCACCGGCGCUGGGUAGUCCUGGGGCCCUGACCGGGACUGGGAUGGGAGCGACUGGGCCCUUAGAGAGGCGAGGGGCGCAGCCUGGACGACAUUCUGUGACCGGCUACGGGGACUGCGCGGCAGGCGUCCGCUACCCAGAGGAGCUGGCAGCGUUGCUGCGGCUAGCUGUGGGAACCGGAGGGCGGGAACCAGGCGCCCACGGGGAACCCCCAGGUACAGAAUCCUCUGGCCCUGAAGAGCCGCCUGGCCCCUUCCCACUAGAGGCAGGCCGGGGUCGGGCCCGGGAACUUGAGUCCAAGGAGGACUACUUCGGCACAUGUAUAAAGUGUAACAAGGGCAUCUAUGGGCAAAGCAAUGCCUGCCAGGCCCUGGACAGUUUGUACCACACCCAGUGCUUUGUCUGCUGCUCUUGUGGGAGGACACUUCGAUGCAAAGCCUUCUACAGUGUCAAUGGCUCUGUCUACUGUGAGGAGGAUUACUUGUUUUCAGGGUUCCAGGAAGCAGCAGAAAAAUGUUGUGUCUGUGGUCACUUGAUCUUGGAGAAGAUCCUGCAGGCAAUGGGAAAGUCUUAUCACCCGGGCUGCUUCCGCUGCAUUGUCUGCAACAAGUGUUUGGAUGGCGUACCUUUCACUGUGGACUUUUCCAACCAGGUGUACUGUGUCACCGACUACCACAAAAAUUAUGCCCCAAAAUGUGCUGCUUGUGGCCAGCCCAUCCUCCCCUCAGAGGGCUGCGAGGAGAUCGUGAGGGUGAUAUCCAUGGACCGAGAUUACCACUUUGAGUGCUAUCACUGUGAGGACUGUCGAAUGCAGCUGAGUGAUGAGGAGGGCUGCUGCUGCUUCCCCCUGGAUGGACAUCUGCUCUGCCAUUCCUGCCACAUGCAGAGGAUCAACGCUCACCAGGGCACUGCCAACUAUGUCUGAGCUGCCACCUCCAUCAGUUCCUUCUGGCUCCCAAACUCCAGCAGUCCAACCCCUCCCAGGCAGUGAGCAGUGGAGAGCCCAUUGGGGUGGAGGUGAGGGGUACAGGAAAGAAGGCAGGGCGGGUGGGUGUACUGCAGGGCAGAUAGAGGAUAAGUUGGAGAUGUAAAGACCCAAAGAGGAUGAUAACCCAUUUGGGUUGGAGAGGAAUCUUUCCCAGUACCCGAAGAAUUCUCACGCAGUGAGCAACUAACUACAGAACCUCUCAGAGCCAAGAAUUAGUCCCCCUUCAGGCUCUGAAAACAGCAAUGUGGCAAAUCCACAAGUACACACAGAGUCAUGUCCCAGCAUAUGCUGCUUCCUUCAGGGCUUUCCAGUUUCCCUUGUGGACAUACCUGCAAAACCCAAGCAGAAUUCCUGUUUGGAAAAACUAGGAGAAAGCAAAGACCUCCUGAGGGCUUAGACUCUUACCUCUGUCCCUUAUGAAUGGUGUCAGCUACCCCUGGGGGAAAGGGGAAUGGGACCUGUGUUCCUACCACCAAAGCUACAGGGCCAGCAAAGGGGCACAGUAAACCUCUUAGCCAAUGGGAGAGAAGAAAGUUCUCCAGACUCCAUGGGACUUUCCGUCUCCUAGGGCUGCCCAUUAUAAGGUGUGAUGUUGGUGCCAGCCAGCUUCCUAUUACCCUGCUGCCUGUUUCUCAGGGACUCCGUGAUGCAGGCUUUAGGGAGCUGGGAGAGCACGUGGACUGAAUUUAUCUGUCCUCUUUGCUUCCCCAUCCUAAGGCUGGAGGACAUAGGGAAGCUGCCCAAUGAAGUCCAUUCCAGGGUGGCUAGUAGUUAAGCCCCAUAGACUGCUGUCCCAGAAAGCCUCACACCAGCCAAAUGCACCCUACCCCUUGUGCUCCUGUGCCCCAUCAUAUCCAUCUCAUGGUCUCCCAUCACCAUUUAGCUUCAGAGUAUCCUGUCAUCCUACUGAUCAUUCAGGAAAUCCAGGAUUACAUACACUGGUACCUUACCCCACCCCAGAUCCUGGUCUGGGCUCCAGGGAGCCAGAGGGAAGUAAGCACUUUUGAGACUUGGCCUCUUCUUAGUCAUGAUUCAUUCUCAAAAUGAUGAUCCCUUGGGCUAAAAAUCCUAUGUUUUGGGGAUGUUCAAGACAUCCUAGCAGAACAAGGGGCUGAGGGGGUGGGGACAACCUUGGUAAGGACUUUUUCCAGUCAUUAGGAAUGAGGAGGCAACAAGCUUGACUAUACAGGUCGUGAGUGCCAGGGACCUCUAGGCUUGGAGAAUACUCUUCUGUACCCAGGAGUAAAGAGGCCCUGUCUCUCCCCUAGGCAACUGGGACCCUAAAAAUCUUACCAUCAUCUUUCUUUCAAAGAGGCUGUUUAUAUUUUUAGAUGAUUCUUUCCGUUUCAUUUUCUCCUCUUCUUGCCCUAUAACUCCACACUCCAAGAAGUGGCAGGAUGGGCAAAAUGCACUUUUUGGAAAUGCAUUAAAUUGAGAUCUGUUCUGUGUCUUUUGUUACUG